Acipenser ruthenus (sterlet) is the source of this 916-nucleotide messenger RNA. Its product is annotated as natural cytotoxicity triggering receptor 3-like. The record is from RefSeq and is a predicted model, not a curated record. Bases 55 to 660 code for a protein of 201 amino acids. NCBI's taxonomy places the organism in Eukaryota, Metazoa, Chordata, Actinopteri, Acipenseriformes, Acipenseridae. Gene Ontology annotation, biological process: positive regulation of natural killer cell mediated cytotoxicity; immune response-activating cell surface receptor signaling pathway. The transcript is spliced from 5 exons.
CUAGAUAGCCUAUCUAAGACCUGCGGUAAAGGCGUUCAGAUUGGAGAUCUGGACAUGGGGUUUAUUAUCAUCCUUCUCUCAUGGGUGGCAGCAGCUUAUAUUUCUGUAGUGUUUGCUGAGGAGCUCCAGGUUUAUCAGGAGCCAGAGGUCAAUGCAACCGUGGGAGACAGGACGCGCCUUGGGUGCGCUUUCAACACCAGCAGCGGGCAGGUUGGAAUCGGGUCCUUUAAGUGGUACCGGGUCCGGAGCGACGGGAAGAGGAGCGAGGUUUCCAAUGAAACACACCCAGCUGGAGUCGUCACAUCGCAUGAAUUCAGGACGAACAAGGACGCUUCAUUGUACUUGCUCCAUCCUCAAAAAUAUGACUCCGGCGUGUAUUACUGCGAGGUAGAGCUGCUGUCAGCGGGGAGAAGAACCGGGAACGGGACGGUGCUGGCUGUUUACCAAAGAAGUAAAGAAAACCAGGACAGUGGGUCUUCUGCACACGGGUUUGAUCCCGCAUUGCUGCCGUGGAUUAUUAGACUAAGCUGCCUCUUCAUUUUCUUCGCUGUGGUGUCGCUGUGCUUAUUUCAAGCAAAACAGGUUGAGAGACUUCAUGAGAUGCAAAAGGAGUUAGCCAAGGCUCACAGAUCAAGACGACAUCGCCGUUCUCUGCAUUAAUUCUGGAUUGAAAACAAUUCUAUACCAAUCUGGCACCUAAAUCUCUUCUGCUGUGUGACCCGCGAGAGGAAAACGCAUCGCGCAGUUUAUUACACAAGGGACACAAACUAGUUUAACAGCAUGCAUUAACACCGUGUGUGCGGGUGCUGCUUUGAUAAUAUUUCUUAAAUAUAUAAUAAAAAAGUGACGUUCAUCAGUGGAGCUAAACUUGUUGUAUGUUUUAUCUGAUAUGUUGUGUCUUUAUGCAUAGUUUGUA